GUCACAAACCAGAGAGGGGUCACACCUCCUAAAGCAUUUCCAAUGCAUCAACAUGGAUCAUCUUCUCCAAACACUGGUGCCUAUAGCAGCAGCAUGCUUCAGGGGAGGUCCCUUAGAGACUCAAGAAACCUCUCUGAAAAAAACGCCAGGAAAUCAUUCACAGCCAAAAAAGCUCUGCUCAUAGCAUGUGGAGUGCGAUGUGUCCUGUCACCAGGACCCUCCAACUGCUCCACAUCACCACCCAUUAAAGACAAGAGAGACAGAGCUCAUUCCAUCUCUGCAGGAGGACAGAAGUACAGUAGAGACUGUGUUGAAACAGAGGGUGAGCUGAAGGUAUGGGAUCCAUUCACUGUGAUAAAAAGAACUGAGGAGAGAGAGCGAGCGAGAAGCAGUACACACAGACACAGAGUCCCGCUGGAUUCAAGCCGGCGGCCUUUCACUGUCCCACUGGAUAAUCAGACGGGGCGCCGAGCACUACGCACACCAGAAACUCCCAUGUGCAAGAUUAUCUGGAGAAGAAAAGAUGAACAACCUCAGCAUUUUAAUGAAGAUGAGCAUCCCAAUCUGACCCCAUUACUACAUCUCUACCUGCCUUCAUCAUAUCAGCCGCAGGAGCAGGGAGAAGAUACAGCACCGGGACAGGAAAACAGCAGUUCAGAGGUACAUGAGAAGCAAGACGUCACAGAGGAACCCAGAGAGCGUGACAUCACCAUGGAGAGCCAAAAACAAGACAUCACCAUCAAUAAAACAGAAGAUGAAGGACAGAAUGAUUUCACAGAUGGCAUACGAUAUGAUAUUACAGAUAACUGGCAGAAUGACAUACAGAAAGAUACUCCUGAGGAUACUUUUGAGGCUGACGUGACUGAGGGAAAACGUCCACAUGACAUCACAGAUGACAACAGACAACAUGACAUCACGGAAAAUCAAUGUGAUGUUGACAAAUCUUUUAAUAUCAUAGAAGACAAACAAGCAUAUGACUUAACAGAGAAGACUGAAGGAACAGAUGGGAUAUACAGGAAAAGCAGAUCUAACAGAAGUUCACACAAAGCAUCUGAUGCCAGACUCAUGGUCAAAACACGUUAUCCUGCCACAGCUACAGCGCUAACGUUCCCGUCACCCGUGACCCGAGGAAAUCCCUCUCCCAGUCUUAGCGUCCUGCCAUCGUUUUAUGGAACUUCAUUUGGCUAUCGCAUCAGAACGACGUCUGAACCCUGCCGAUCCAAAACAAGGACUAGAAAAGCCUGUGAUGAUGACAGCAGAUUUACACAGCCCAUGAAUGACAUGCAACAUUCCAUAGAAAUAAAAGGAAACCCCUGCUUACUACAAACAAGGGCUGGAGCGCCAGUCAGCCCCCAACCCAAAAUAAUGAGCACUGAGAGGGGGUCCCAGCCUCGUAAAAUGAAAAUCAGCAAGAUGUUUUUGUGGGGACCAGAGGGGCCCCGAGAGACUAAGACCGUGUGUGAUCUAUACAGUGCUGUGAACAGGUGGAGAAGCCAGGAUCAGGUCUGAGAGGGGCCUUUCAUUCCUUUCCACUACAGAAAAUCGGCUUUGCAAAAAAAUGUUUGAUUGAAUCAAAGCAGAACAGAAUGAUACAUUAGACCACUUUGGGUUUAACAACUCAAAUGUGUUAUGGCUUUGAGAAGAACUGCUUUAGCACUGGCUCCACUGUUCAGCAAGAAAGUGUGAUAGACUUUUUAGGUUUUCUGACACCCAUCUGGUGUUCCUCAGUGAAUGGCAAUUAAGGGAUAUUGACAUGAAAUAUUAUGAUCCAUUGAAAAUAAAAUCCCUGCAUGUUAAUGUCUUUUAUCUCACUCACUCUGACUUGAUAUAACAUCAUCUAAAUAUGUAACUGAAUCCAAGAAUCAUGUCUGGUGACUGUCUUUCAGCACUGGGGAAUGAUAUAAUGAUGUAUAUUUUGAAGGCUGAAAAGAAAAAUGCCUCUACAGCUGUUGAUUAUGAAACUAAAUGACAUAUUUAAGUGAUGUGUUGUGCACGCUAAAUGGUCAAUUACAGACCCUGUGAUAUUAGUUUCAUGAGUUGUUUUGUGAACAUAUCCUUAUAAUAUAUCAAUAUC
Molecule: messenger RNA, 2074 nt
Organism: Carassius carassius (crucian carp)
Lineage: Eukaryota; Metazoa; Chordata; Actinopteri; Cypriniformes; Cyprinidae
Exons: 4
Coding region: 43-1509 (488 amino acids)
Source: RefSeq, a predicted model, not a curated record